GUUAAACCUAAACCCAACAAUGAAAAUGAAAACAUUAUAAUGGAAAAUCGAUUCUGAGUUGGUGUUACAGAGAGAAAAUCGUUAUAUUACAGAGUAAAUUACGGUCUUCCUCUCAGGUGCAAAGAGACAAAAGAACGAGGAAGCGAUGAGCCAUUAUGGAACGAACUGCACUUAACUUCAUACAGUGAGCAUAUAACAGGAAGGGAAAUAAAACAGACACAUUCUCUCAUGCACAAGCGAGAAAAACUUCACUGAGACCAAAGUCAUGGAUACAGCAUCCAUGGAGAACAAAUCGGAUGCAUUCCAGCAACAAGAACCCUUUAUUAAAAGAAAUCUUGAACGUUUUCCUUCUUCUGUCCAAUGCCUGAUAUUUAUCUGCAAGUUACCUGCUGCCAGAGAAGGUGUCCAGUCAGUAGACAACCAUGAUUCAUUUCAGGUCAAACUACCAGCACAAUGCAAUGUCCACCAGCUCCGUGUACGCCUGUGCAUGCUAUUACAGGAGACGAAUAGAAUUCCUGAACCGUUUGCACUUCUUGAUCCAGAGCGAUACAGUUUGUUGUACCUCAAGGAUGACGAAAGGUAUGAAAUUUAUGACGACUAUCAGGUAUUGCGAACUUUGGAUGCACCCUGGUUUCAAAGUGCUGAGGGUCUUCAAACCCUCUGUGUCACCGUGUUGGCUCAACAGACUGCCUGUGAGGAGAGAAUUCACUACCAAGGCAUUCUGAAUGAGCUGAUCAGCUAUGAUUUGGACUUGAACGCUAAUCGCUUAAGUGAGCUUUGCUUUACCCGAAGAAAGUUUGCCACACCGCGAAGGGAAGAGCUGAAAAAACGGGAUCCAGUGAUGUAUACCACUGAACCAUGGACGACUUCCACGGCUCUUCAUAUGGACGAACAAGAUCAGGUUCAGUGUAAACUCCCAGUGACCCUUUAUCACAAUAAUUCAAGUGUUUCUAUUAUAACUAGCAUAAAACACACACCCAGUUAUCUCCUUAAGAUCGUAUGGGAAUCAUUACCAAUCAUUAUGGUUGACCGGUCAUUUGACAAGUGGUCUGUUGAUUAUGUACUCAAAGUGUGUGGCAGAGAGGAAUUCCUGAGUGGGGAAUUUAUGCUUUCGGACUUCUUAUGGGUCAGGCAUUGCCUGAAGAACACGUUGGAGCUUCAUCUCUCAGUAGUCGCCGUUUCAUCCCUCCCCGAUGACACGGUACAACAAGAGUUUUGGCCACUGGUGGACAGUCUCACGGGUCUCUCAAUCUCCCAUGAGGAACUUUCACUCGCAGGAAAGGACGUAGAAGAAAUUGUAAUGAUGUCUAUGUGGGACUGUGACAGAAAAUUCAGAGUUAAACUCGUGGGGUUUGACAUCCCAGAUGUUCCGAGUAAGGUACCUCAGUUUGCUCACGUGGAAGCCACCAUAAUCUAUGGCGGCAAGAUUGUGUCAUCGGUUUGUUCAGCUUCAAAAGAGUUUGCAGAUGAAGUGCUAUGGGACACCUGGCUAGACUUUGAUAUUCUUAUCAGAGAUAUCCCUUAUGGAGCUAAAUUAGGCUUUACCAUAAAUGCCGGUGUCAUGGAAGUCACAAAGUCAAGCUCCUCUAAAGUACCAGACUGCCAAAAGGAAAAAGUUAAAGUGUUGUAUUUCGUAAACCUCCAUUUGAUUGACCACCGAUCUCUCCUUAGCCAGGGCCCACACACUUUGCAUAUGUGGCCCUAUCUAGAAUGCGACGAGGGGAUGUUUACUUAUAAAGCUGAGAAGCUUUCUACUGCCACUAACCCUGAUGUGGCCAAAUCGAUGGCUAUUACAUUUUUGUUGGAUCGCUACAGCUUCCCCGUUGUCCUGCCCAAUACCAAAAGCUCCUCUGGUGUUUUCUUACCCUGUAGUGCUGCAUCUCCUAUAUCAGAAACAUGUUCCCCAGAACCUGGAAAACAUCCCUUGAGGUGGGUCAAAGAGGAAAGCGUUCACUAUACCUCAAAUUUACCACAGUUUCUUCGCAAAGUGGACUGGAUGCAGCCAAGCGGUGUCCAAGAUGUCCGUUGGCUGCUGAGUCACUGGGAACCAGAGGACAUUGAACUAUCUGUGGCCCUUGAGCUUCUGAGUGUGGAUUAUGCAGAUGUGAUGGUCAGAAGAUUGGCUGUUCAACGAUUAGAGAUGCUGAGCAACGAAGAUGUGCUUAAGUACCUACUGCAACUGGUUCAGACCCUUAAAGUUGAGCCGUAUCAUGACAGUUGCCUGGCACGAUUCCUCCUCAGAAGGGCACUCAGGAGCAAAAGAAUCGGCCAUUUCUUUUUCUGGUACAUGAAGAGUGAGGUGGCAGAGUGCCUGUUUUUUCGGGAACGCAUGGCUGUCAUACUAGAGGCGUAUCUGAUAGGAUGUGGGAAGGCCAUGCUGACAGAGUUCCAGCGUCAAGUACUAGUUGUCAAGUGCCUGCAUGAUGUUGCCCUAACAGUGAAGAGCCUUUAUCCAGAUAAGACUGAUCUUCCUCCUACAGCUCCUCAGAAGCUCCAGGAGUUACUGGAGGAGUGUGGUUUACCCUCCAACUUCCAGGUGCCAUUUGAUCCUCGAGUCAGAGCGGGAACCAUCAUACUCAAAGAAUGUAAAGUGAUGGCGUCAAAGAAAAAGCCGCUUUGGCUCGAGUUCUCCUGCACAGAGUCAGAAGCUCCAGCCUCACCACAUGUAGGCAUUAUCUUCAAGCAUGGAGAUGACCUUAGACAGGACAUGCUCGUCAUUCAGACACUCAUGGUGAUGGACUCAAUUUGGCAAGAGAAAGGUUUAAACUUAAACCUUGUGCCCUAUGGAUGCAUUUCAACAGGAUACAACAUAGGUAUGAUUGAGAUUGUACGAAAUGCAGUCACUAUCGCUUCUGUCCAGCGGAGUCAGGGAGGCGUAGCGGGGGCAUUUAAAAAUAAUGCUUUGUAUGACUGGCUUGAGAGAAAGUGCUCAUUACAGGAAAAACACUUUCAGGCUAUAGAGAAGUUUGUGAACUCGUGUGCUGGAUACUGUGUGGCCACAUAUGUGCUGGGUAUAGGGGACCGCCACAAUGACAACAUUAUGAUAACAGAUCAAGGAAAUUUAUUCCACAUUGAUUUUGGACACAUUUUGGGAAACACCAAGAGCUUCAUGGGGGUGAACAGAGAAAGAGUCCCCUUUGUCCUGACCCCUGACUUUCUUUAUGUCAUGGGCAGAGUAAAAGGUCGUCCUAGUCUCUACUUUCAGCGAUUUAGGGACACCUGCAUCAACGCUUAUCUGUCCUUGCGCUCUCAAUCCCGCCUGCUCGUCACGCUCUUUUCUCUCAUGCUGCUUACAGGAAUUCCAGAGCUCAGCACGUCGCAGGACAUGCGCUACCUACGUACCGCGCUGCAGCAGGAUCAAACUGAGGAUGAGGCUCGCAAUCACUUUCUGCAGCAGAUCGCCCUCUGUGAGCAGAAGGGAUGGACCGUGCAAGCCAACUGGUGGUUUCACAUGAUGGCUGGAAUCAAAUAGAAUGCAAAUGACAUUAAAAAUUUAUUUUAAACCUGAAAUGAAGUUUAUGAAAUAAAAAAAUGUAAAAAAAAUGUUAUGUUUUAUAAUGUAGAAGACGACUUUAUUAGACAGCAGACAACUCCGUGCCCUAUCCACUCCGGAUCCAGGCCAAAGUUAGCAGCUCUGUUGCGGAUCCGGUUCAGAUCCGGCCAGAGGUUGUCUGCUGUCUUGCAAAAUAUCUGGGUUGCCAAUGAACCGUAUGCAAAAUUAUGAUAAUAAACAUGUUAACUCUUUUGUACAAAGGUAAUUUCUUUAAAGCACAUAAGAUGCUUUUUGCAC
Molecule: messenger RNA, 3790 nt
Organism: Misgurnus anguillicaudatus (oriental weatherfish)
Lineage: Eukaryota; Metazoa; Chordata; Actinopteri; Cypriniformes; Cobitidae
Product: phosphatidylinositol 4,5-bisphosphate 3-kinase catalytic subunit gamma isoform
Biological process (GO): phosphatidylinositol-mediated signaling; phosphatidylinositol-3-phosphate biosynthetic process; phosphatidylinositol 3-kinase/protein kinase B signal transduction
Cellular component (GO): phosphatidylinositol 3-kinase complex, class IA; cytoplasm; phosphatidylinositol 3-kinase complex, class IB
Molecular function (GO): 1-phosphatidylinositol-4-phosphate 3-kinase activity; 1-phosphatidylinositol-3-kinase activity
Source: RefSeq, a predicted model, not a curated record